Molecule: messenger RNA, 2775 nt
Organism: Pneumocystis murina B123
Lineage: Eukaryota; Fungi; Ascomycota; Pneumocystomycetes; Pneumocystales; Pneumocystaceae
Exons: 4
Coding region: 1-2775 (924 amino acids)
Biological process (GO): protein secretion
Source: RefSeq, a predicted model, not a curated record
AUGGAUCAAAUUUUUCAAAAAAAAUUGACUGAAAUAGGCUUUUUUUUAGAUAAAAUAGUCCAUAGUAUGAAUGUGAUAAAUCAAAAGACAGUUAAUUCAGAAAAUAUAGAGCUAAUAGAGGAUGAAAAGAAACAAAACAGUAUAGAAUUGUUUAAUGAAGCGGAAAAACUGUUAAUAUUUCUUGUUGAAGUCAGUAAUCUUUUAAAAAAAAUGAAUAAAAAAGAAAUCGAAAUUAUAUCAACUGGUUUGAGAGAUAGAAAGACAAUUUUGCGUCUUUUUGAAUAUGCAGCAUUUUUUAUAUUCAGAAUUUGUAGUUCAAAUGGUAUAGGCAUGAGUCUAGAUUUAUGGAAACAUAAUAUCGUUUUUAAUAAGAUAUUGAAAGAUCAAUCAAUAAAUAAUAAGUUAUUAGUUAAAGAUGAGGAAUUAUUUGAAAAAGAUAAGGAUUUCUUGAUUAUGGCAGCUAAUACUUUUGAAAUAAUUAUGAAGAAUGAAGUUUUUGUAAAUUCGUUUAAUAUUAGUGAAAAGUGUGUUUUAUAUACAUUAAGUAUUUAUGGAGAACUUGGAUUUUUUCCAAAAAAUAAAGAUAAAAUUUGGAGUAAAAAAUUUUAUUCUCUUUUAGAAAGUUUACCAUUUAAUAUUUUGUUAUCUACCUUAAUCAGAUUAAACAAUCCUAGAUGUCCUGGAUGGAUGAGAGAAGUUAUAUGUAAAGAAUUGUCAAAAGUAACAAGAAAACCAGGCGGUAUUACAGCAAUUGUAGAAUUUAUAAAAGUAACAUUGUACGAAAAUGAGAUUACGAUUAACGAUCUUGAUAAAGUAGUAUCUUUGGUUACAUUAAUUCCUAAGGAUAUUGAAAAAGAGGAAUAUAUAAAAUCAAUUUCCCCAGAACUUUUAUCAAUGCUCGAUCAUCCAUUUGAAAAGUCAUAUUUAUAUCAAACAUCAGGAAGAAUUAUAUCGGUUUUACUAUUGAAUUAUCCUGAAUUGACACAAAAUUAUAUUAUUUCUAAAAUUAUUGAGUUAUUACAUACUCCAAAACAGAAUCAAAAUGAUGAAUCUAUAGAUAACGCUAUUAAAAGGAUUGAAAGAAUAUGUCUUCAAUCUGAUUCUAAUAUAAUAGUUAAUGUUAUUUCUCCUAUUUUUAUCGUUCUUUGGGCAGCAUCAUGUUUUUCUCAUAAAACCCAUAAAUAUAUGUGGAGAGAUAGAAUAAUUUCUAUACUUCUAAGUUAUAUUUUUCUAUCUUGUCAAUUGACGUCUAUUUGGAGAAUAAUAGAAAAUUUUUUAUCUACAGGUGAUACAUACUUUUCUUUUUCCAAUGGAGAACAAGGUGGAAUUUCAAUUGAAAUUAAUAAUUCAAAUAUAAUUUUGUCAAUAGAAGAUAUUGAUUCUCGUAUUGAAAAUUUUAGUCUCUUGAUUGACAAAUUUCGUAAUGAUCAAAAAUUGAUAGAAGAUAUAUUUUUAAAAUUGCUAAAUUAUUGGCUUAAUAAAAAUAAAAAUUCAGAGGAAGAUCAGGAUCCUUUAAAUGAACUAUAUUAUUUGAAGAUAUUAAUGUUAAUACAGAAUAAUUAUCUUACAGAAAUAACGAAAAAUACAGAGAAAAUUUUCCAAAUAUUAAUGGAAAUUAUAUCUAAUUUUAAUAAGAAUUAUAAGUUAUCACAAAGUAUGCGAAAUUCUAAAGAUAUUGAUCAACCAUUCCUUAAAAAUCUUCAUAAGAUAGUAAAAGAUGACACAGAUUUAAGGAUUAUAGAUGAAGACAUUAGUAUUGUUAUGAUUUCUUUAAAUAUUUUAAAUAUAAUUUUAGCCAGUAAUCCUAAGUUAUCAGAAAAAGAAGUUUCUCUUUUAGAUACUAUUCAACAUCAAUUAGCAUAUAUGUCGAAAAAUUCUGUAGACUCUUUAAGAAGUUGUGCUCAAAAUUUAAAUAUUUUGGUCAAAUCAUAUCUCAUUUUUCCUAUUAUAUCAGAUCAAAAUAAAAAUUCUCAGAUUGAAGAUUCAAAAAGAAAAUAUAAUAAAGCUAUACAAUAUACAUUUGAUCAGCUUGUUCCAGUACGUGCACAAGGGAUUUCGCUUUUAAAAGAAAUGAUAGAGGCAAAAGAUCCAAUAGUAGAUGUCAGUGAAGUACUAAAUUUAUUAAUUGGGUUGAUAAAGGACAAUGACAGUUUUGUGUAUUUGAAUGCAAUAAAUUGUCUUACUUCUUUAUCAAAUAACCACAGUAAUUAUAUAAUUGAAUAUUUAUUAAGUGAAUAUGCAAAUGUUUUAAAGUAUAAACUUGAUGAACGCAUACGAAUAGGUGACGCUAUUUUUAAAAUAAUACAAAAUAUUGGAAAGAUGAUUCAUGGUAAAAUUUCUGACUCCAUUUCAAGAACCAUGCUUGAUAUAUCAACUUCAUCAACAAAUGAUAUACGAAUUCGUUCAUCUGCACUUAGUAUACUUGGUAUUGCAUGUAAAUGUAGCUUCUAUGGAAUGGACAAAUGGUGUUUUAUAGCAUUAAAAUCUGUUCUUGAUAUUUUAAAUUUCGAAAAAACAGAUGAAUAUAUUAUACUUAGAAGAGCGGCAAUCAUAUUGAUUGCAAACAUCUUAGAAGGAACUGAUGACCUAAUCUCAAUUCCAAGCAAUUUAUUACGAAGUACUUUAAAAACUGUUCGUUAUAUUCAAGUUGCUGAUCAAGAUAUCCUAAUGCGACGUCAAGCACUCGGGCUUUUGGAUCUCAUGAAACAAAAAUUACAUGAAAAAAUAGGGCUUUAUUCUCAUGAUACAAUUUUAAAUAUUAUUCAAUUUACAUAG